This is a messenger RNA of Seminavis robusta, 1812 nucleotides long. The record is from the annotation of a GenBank genome assembly. NCBI's taxonomy places the organism in Eukaryota, Bacillariophyta, Bacillariophyceae, Naviculales, Naviculaceae.
AUGGAUCAAGCCGAGGCUUCUCAGCCGCGGAGGCAAACUGAUGACUAUGAUGAACAGGAGGCCAAGCUGAAGGGUGUCCGGGAGGUGGUGCUCGCCAAGCUUGGGAUGGAUGAUGAUGACUCGAUUGCCAGUACUAUUGAAGUCAACAAGUCAGUGGGAAUCCACACGGACACGGACGAAGCGCUUCUUAAAGAUGUCCGAAUUUCUGUACUAUCCUCUCUUGGCUUUGAUGACGACCCAAAGGCAACCAUAGGAGAUACAGAAACUGUGCAAAAUGACACAGACACGGAUGAAGCGCUUCUUAAAGAUGUCAGAUUGUCCAUACUAUCCUCUCUUGGUUUUGAUGAUGACCCAAAGGCAACCAUAGAAGCUGCCGGUACGGAAACUGUACGAGUUGACACGGAUUGGACCGUUGCUCCCAAGGACGAGGAAGCUCCAUCUGUCCAACGUACCUCUGAGGAUAGUUCCAUCCCGCGAACUGACGAUUGUGCGAAAGUGGUCGAUAAGGAAAAGGAAAUCCUCGAAAUCGGCACAGCUGUCCCAGAAAACAAUGUCAACAGAGACCCACUCAAUGGCAGUGUGAAUUCUGAAGGGCUUCCCCUACCUCCUGGUGAAACCCUUCAACGUGCUGUGUUGGCAAGAACUCUGGCUACUCCUGGUGCCUAUGCCAUGCCUGGGGUGUAUCAUCCUCCGGGUGAUAGUGGUGCACAGCAGGGCAAUGAAAGAGAUCGCGAAACAGAAACUGAAGAAGCUACCUCGUCACCAACGCAGACGGAUCACCAUCAGGAAGGAACAGAGGGCUUAGUGGUCGCUAAUAUGGUCACGGAUGCAAGUGGCCCCACUCUUGAUCAAGCAGAAGAAGUGACCUCUGAAGAAUUACAAAGGAACAAGAGGCAUUCAUCAGUUGCACGGCCACUGAUGAGGUUCUUGGCUGCUGGGUUUGUGGGAAUUGCUGUGUUAGUGGUGGCUCUGGUUCUCAUACUCCGUAAUGACAGUGAGGAAGGUGGAUAUAGCAAUGGCCAUAGCAAGGAGUCCGCCCCUUUCCCUCAAAAUGAGACUCUGCCUCCGCUUCCAAUGACAGCAGAAGAGCUUGUCUUGUCUCUACUGCCUAACUCUACUGUAUUGGAACUAUCUGAUGAGCAGUCUCCUCAGAAGAGAGCAUUCAAUUGGAUCAUCCAAGAUCCACUCUUUGACAACUACACAGAUCACCGCAUCCUUCAGCGCUAUGGCCUUGCUACAUUUUACUAUGCAACUGGAGGGGGGACCAAGACUAACUGGUACACCGAUGUUCAUUGGCUCUCUUAUGACCAUCACGAAUGUGACUGGGAGGUGGAAAACAUUGACUGGUGCCACAGCUAUGUGAUCAAUGACAAUGAGAGCAAACCAGUUGGACCUUGUGAUUACAAUAUUGAUGAGCCAUUCAUUAGUGCCACUCCUCAGCAAAUGGAGGAAGGGGGUAUCUUUCAACAUCUUUGGUUGUUUAAUCACGAGCUUGGGGGGUACAUACCAGAAGAGCUUACCCUUGUUUCCACCCUGAAGAGUCUUGCUCUCUUGAAGAGCCAAAUCAAAGGUUCGAUCCCAUCCCACCUGGGCAGGCUUUCAGAUUUGGAAGCCCUAUUCUUGUACAGCAAUGACUUGUCUGGGACGCUCCCAACUGAGCUUGGGAUGCUUCCAAAUAUCAUGCACAUUUGGUCAAUGGCCAACCCAGGGUUGACUGGGUCCUUCCAAGUGAGAUUGCUCAGUGUCAACUUUGAAAAGUUCUUGACAGACAGUUGCAACCUGACGGACAGAUCCCUUCGGAACUGGGCCUAA